GGAGUCCUUCACUUCAUCUCAAUCCGUGAGAACGAACACAUCUACUUUCCAAUUAUCCAAAUUUGGCGCUACUGAAUUCCUGUAGUAUUUCAUCCGACUGCAUUCUAGUGUUGUGUCCGAAGGCCCUAGAAAAUGGAUCCAGUUCAAGUUGCCAUCAAGCUGAGACGUCUCCUUAUUGCCCACGACAAUGCAGUGAAAGAGAUCCUGACAUUAGAUACCCAAGUCUACCAUCUGAUGCGGAAGAUGACAGCCAACUCCUCCAACAACUGCAUAAUCCGAGGUGAACAGCUGAUCCAGAGACGAUGGGUGCUGGAAGGUGUCAAGGAGAUGUUUACCAUCUACAGACAACUCAAGUGGCAAGAGGUGCAAGCCUGUGUAAACGCCAUCACCAAAGAUGCUGCUGCAGAGAGUGAUUCGGAGGCGGACUGGAAUGCAGAUACCUCUUUCAAUGAUGAUGAAGCUUCCUUCACGGAACUCUUGUCCGACAGCUCAUAUAGUGAGGACGACGAAGACCAGGGAGACCUAUACAGCAACGACAGCAGCUACGAUAUGACGACUCUCAGUCGAGCUUUGUCUGUAGACGACAGUGCACUUCAUAGAAACGCCUAA
Molecule: messenger RNA, 609 nt
Organism: Haliotis rufescens (red abalone)
Lineage: Eukaryota; Metazoa; Mollusca; Gastropoda; Lepetellida; Haliotidae
Exons: 2
Coding region: 133-609 (158 amino acids)
Source: RefSeq, a predicted model, not a curated record